CCAAAUCCGCCAUGUUUUGGUCGAUGUUAUGCUUCAACAGUGAUUGAACGAGCAUCGCCAAACUUUCUCUCUCUCUCCUCCAAACCUUUCUUGCUAAAUUUCUCUUGAAGUACAGUUUGAGAUCCCGUCCGCAAAAAGAAACCGACGAAGAUGGCCGCUACUCAGCCCCGUCAGAACUACCAUGUCGAAUGCGAAGCCCGCAUCAACAAGCAGAUCAACAUGGAACUCUACGCGAGCUACGUCUACACAUCAAUGGCCUACUACUUUGACCGCGAUGAUGUGGCACUGCCGGGAUUCCACAAGUUCUUCAAGAAAAGCAGCGAGGAGGAGCGUGAGCAUGCCGAGAAGCUGAUGAAGUAUCAGAAUAUGCGUGGAGGGCGUGUGGUGCUGCAGCCAAUCCAGAAGCCAGCACAGGACGAAUGGGGUGCAGGCUUGGAUGCCAUGCAGGCUGCGCUGGAGCUGGAGAAGACUGUUAACCAGUCACUGCUUGACCUGCACAAGCUGGCGACUGAUCACAAUGAUGCUCAGCUGUGCGACUUCCUGGAAAGCGAGUACCUGGCAGAGCAGGUGAAGGCCAUCAAGGAGCUGUCUGAUUAUGUGACCAACUUGAAGCGUGUUGGCCCUGGCCUCGGAGAGUACAUGUUUGACAAGGAGACCCUGUCAGACUAGCAGACACAAGGUGUGGUCUGUUUGGUGGUGAAGGGCUUGCACUCGUUGUGCCACUGUGUACCAUUUGGCCCUUUCUACCAUGCAAGAAUAAAAUAGUUCAAAGAGA
Molecule: messenger RNA, 775 nt
Organism: Dermacentor andersoni
Lineage: Eukaryota; Metazoa; Arthropoda; Arachnida; Ixodida; Ixodidae
Product: soma ferritin
Biological process (GO): iron ion transport; intracellular iron ion homeostasis
Cellular component (GO): cytoplasm
Molecular function (GO): ferric iron binding; ferrous iron binding
Source: RefSeq, a predicted model, not a curated record